AUGACAACAAUCAGAUGUCUUCUUGCUAUUGCAGUAAAGAAAGGAUGGCAAGUAUCACAAUCGGAUGUAAACAAUGCCUUCCUGCAUGGAGAUUUGCAGAAAGAGGUAUACAUGAAAUUUUCAGCAGGAACAUCACCACCUUCACCUAAUCAUGUUUGCCUUUUGAAAAAAUCUCUAUAUGGGUUGCGACAAGCCUCACGACAAUGGUAUGCAAGGCUCAUCGCAACUCUGAAUUUCAAAGGAGAAAAACAAGGAAUCAUUUUGACUCAAAAACGUUAUACCUUGGAUCUCUUAUCUGAGUUUGACUGCAUGCAAAUGAGACCAACUUCUUCUCUUUUGGAUCCCACUCAGAAGCUUCACUCAGAACAAGGCACUUUGCUUCAAGAUCCCACCUUUUAUCGCCGACUAUUGGGGAAAUUAAAUUUUCUCACCCAUACUCGACCGGAUCUCUCCUUUGCUGUGCAACACCUCAGCCAGGUCAUGCAAACGCCUCGCCAGCCUCACCUAGAUGUUGCCUAUCACUGUUUCAAAUACCUUCUCAAAGAUCCUGGUUUGGGCUUAUUUCUGAAUUCAAGAUAUGAUUACGAGCUGCUGGAUUUCUGUGAUUUCGAUUGGGGAUCUUGUCCUCAAUCUCGGAAAUCCAUUAGUGGAUUUUUCAUCAGCUUGGGAGGAACUCCUGUUUCCUGGAGAUCAAAGAAACAAUUUUCAAUCUCUCUUUCCUCUGUUGAAGCAGAGUAUCACUCAAUGAGAAGAGUCACGGCUGAAAUUACCUAG
Messenger RNA from Nicotiana tabacum (common tobacco), 774 nucleotides. NCBI's taxonomy places the organism in Eukaryota, Viridiplantae, Streptophyta, Magnoliopsida, Solanales, Solanaceae. The record is from RefSeq and is a predicted model, not a curated record.